Molecule: messenger RNA, 1820 nt
Organism: Sitophilus oryzae (rice weevil)
Lineage: Eukaryota; Metazoa; Arthropoda; Insecta; Coleoptera; Curculionidae
Gene: Ipk2
Product: inositol polyphosphate multikinase
Exons: 8
Coding region: 423-1802 (459 amino acids)
Biological process (GO): inositol phosphate biosynthetic process
Cellular component (GO): nucleus; cytoplasm
Molecular function (GO): inositol tetrakisphosphate kinase activity; inositol-1,4,5-trisphosphate 3-kinase activity
Source: RefSeq, a predicted model, not a curated record
UUUUUGACAGAACGAUGCGAGAUUUCCCUGCCAGCGAAAGUUGCUCGCGAUUUCUGGAUCGGUUUCCCGAAUUUUCAUCAUUCCGCGGGGCGCCUAAACAAAAAACCUCCUCCAUUAGUGGAAAAUGAACAGUUGGCCGUCGAUUUUCCAGCUGAAGAUUGUCGAAAUAGCGUUCAGGAGGAUCUUCUUUUGUUUCGAAGUGGAAUAGAAUUUGGGGAGCCGUUUUUAGGUCACUGUUCUCUUUCUCUGGAUCUGCCAAGAUACCAACAAUACCGUUCAUAAUAGGUAAACGUAUCAUCCCGAGAAAAAAAAAAUAAAAGAAGAUAGAACCAGAGAACUGCACUGUAGAUAGUUUAUGUUUAUAGACCUGUCACUCAUUCUCCCUCAGAAAAAAAAAACACACAGGCACACACAGAGAUAAAAUGGGAAAGUUCGAGAUCCAGUCUAUGCCAGUCCAGAGGCCCGAAAACAACUACAGUUGCGGUUAUGACAAGGUGUCAGUGAAUGGUAGCGUGAGGAACGGCAACAACGGACUGGUCAGGAUAAUCGAGGAGGGUUUGGCAACGUUGCAGAACGGUAGAAACCCCGAUUCUGUUGAUGAGGAUGAUGAAGAUUUGAGCGGGAAGAAACUGGACGUUGAAAUGCCCGAAGGGAUGAAGUUGUUGAGUAACCAGGUGGCUGGGCACGUUAUAGAAGAUUCUGGAGGUGUUGGUAUGCUGUCAAAGGAUGACAAAGUUUACAAGCCGCUGCUAAAAAAAGAUUGCGCCGAAAGGGAGAUCAGACUGUACGAACAGCUGGAAACGACAGUUGACAGGUCUCUGAUAGAGAUGAGACACCUUGUGCCAAAAUACUACGGAGUAGAAAAAAUUAUGUUCAAAGAUAAACUGAUAGACUAUUUAGUGUUAGAAAAUUUAACCAAGGAUUUUAAGGAACCCUGCGUGAUGGACAUAAAAAUAGGAAGAAGAACUUGGGAUCCUUACGCGAGUUACAGCAAAAUUAUCGCAGAAGAGAAAAAGUAUCACGAAUGCAAGAGAGAUCUAGGCUUCUGUAUACCGGGCCUUCAAGUAUACAAAAUCGCUCAAAAUCGCUUGGUAAAAUAUGGGAAGGAUUUCGGAAAAACUUUAGAUAAAGAUUCAGCAAAAGAAGUGAUAAAAGAAUUUUUGAACGCGGAUUGUUAUCAUUUUUGUCGAAAACUGUUGAUGCAACUAUUGGCUUGCCUGUGGCAAAUCCAGCAUUUCGCUAGGAAUCAGAGAAGAUUAAGGUUAUAUGCUUCUUCUAUUCUUCUUGUUUACGACGCUAGAAGAUUGAAAGAGCAUCUAAAACCAGCGAGGGAAUGUCAGAAUAAUAGGAUAUCAACGCUUACGAGACACACUAGCUUGUAUAGGCCUCUGAGUUUGGCAACGCUGAACAACGGCUGCGAAAAAGUCGUCACGGGUUUCAGCGGUCAGCUGACCAAAGAGGGCCCCAUUCUCAGGCACCCCUCCAAGCGAAUAGUCAAUCUGGAAGGGCCAAGAAUAAUAAACAAUAAUAACACGUGGCAGAAAUCGAUGAGACUGUUGAAACGCACUCAUUCGUUCCAGAACAACUACGACAAAGACGUGCAGCACAAAAAGCAGAGUUAUACCUUUAUGUUGGACGACCUGUGUUCGGAUUGGAAAAGUGAGGUUUGGGCUACAGCUAAACUGAUAGACUUUGCCCAUGUUUAUCCGGCUGACAGUAUGGACAUUGACAGGAACUAUCUAGAUGGCGUUGAUAACUUGGUAAAAUUAUUCGAAGACUUCUUAGCUGAAACGGAGGAAUAGCUAAAAAGUUAUGACGUA